Messenger RNA from Microthlaspi erraticum, 1341 nucleotides. The record is from the annotation of a GenBank genome assembly. Lineage: Eukaryota; Viridiplantae; Streptophyta; Magnoliopsida; Brassicales; Brassicaceae.
AUGUUUCUUCUCCGCCUACGAUUCUCGAACUCCCUUUCUGCUCCGAUACGCCGAUGCUUCUUCUCCCACGGAGUUUCGUCUCUUCCAAAUCCAGCCGCCGCGAGUGUCCCAUACCCCAUCCCGAGGGAUCCCUCGUCGAGUCACGUACCGCGGCACGAGGAGCUCAUGUGGAAACUCGAUUGGUGUGCCUCCCGUCUACACGCGAGAGUCAUGAUGAUGAUCAAGCUAUCGAAUCUCGACGCAGCGGCGGAUCUCACAGUCUUGGCGGCCAGAUCCCGACCAUCGUCUUCCGCCAUCACCGGAACCUGCGACGCAAUCAUCGGCGCCAUGUGCCGCGCGGGACGGUACAAGGACGCGUCCGAGUAUUUCCAUUAUUUUUUCAACGAGUCAAACCUGAAACCUAACAUAUCCUGCUGCAAUCACAUCAUCAGAGCUCUCUGUCACCAAAACCGAGUCGACGAGGCUGUUAGGUUUUACCGCCAUUUGUUGGCCAACUCUCCUUUGCCUCCGAACGAACACACUCACGAAACCUUGGCUAAAGGAUUGGUUGAUGCCGGUAGGGUUAAAGAAGCAGAGGAUUUGAUCGUUGAGGUGAUGUCAGCAGAAUCAUCCCAACUCAGUCCGUUAGUGUUCAAUCAUCUGAUCCGUGGGUUCUUGGAUCAGGGCAGACAUGAAACAGCAAUGGAAGUUUUCAAAGAUGUGAAACAGAGGGUGGUCUCGUCUGAAGAUGAUGAAGUCGCCGACUGGAUUCAUUUCAUCAUCGAUGAGGACUACAACGGAAUUGCGAUGGUGGAGGCUACCUUCAUAGACUAUUGGUUCAAGCAAGGCAACGAUAAAGAAGCUAUCAAGUGUUACGCUUCCUUGUUACGCAAGAAAUUCACAAUGAACGCAGUUACUGGUAACACCCUCCUGCGGAUUCUUCUCUGUCACGGCAAGGAAGCUGAGGCUUGGGCAUUGUUUGAUCGGAUGUGUGACCAGCAGUAUGACGCAGAGACAUGUAACAUUGUUGUCAAUGAAUGUUUUAGGAACUCCGAGUUAAGCAAAGCUGUUGAGACUUUUCAGAGAGUUGGAACCAAUAUCAGUGGCUCGCAGCUUUGUUACAGGAACAUAAUCAGUCGGUUCUGCGAAGAGGGGAUGUUGUCUGAAGCAGAGACUCUGUUUGAAGAAAUGUGUUCCAAGCAGUUUAUCGUCCCAGACAUCCCCACUUAUAGGUUGUUGCUCGAUGCCUAUGGCAAUGCAGCCAGAUUUGAUGAUGCGGAUCGAAUCGCCAACCUUGUCAUUGAUGCCAAUAUCAAGUGUGUUGCUAAGUUUUGUCCAAUGUAUUUUCAACCUUAUCAUUAA